AUCCAGCUGUGAAAGCAGAAGUCGACAAAAUGAAGAUUCAGCUACAGCAUUAUUCUUCGCGAGAAAUAGGGAAAACAAUUGUUUACCUAAAUGGAACGACACAAGCCUGCCGCUUUCAGGAGUGCAACUUAGGAAAUUUAAUUUGUGAUGCUGUGGCAUUAUUACCUUGGAGGAACUGAUAGCAGUAUUGCCAUUUGGAGGAACUUUCGACUUGCUGGAGAUCAAAGGUUCUGCUCUAAGACAAGCAUUUGAACACAGUGUUCACCGACACGGGCAAAGUACGGGUGAAUUGCUACAGGUCUCAGGCAUAAAAGUGGUGUAUGAUCUCUCCCAAAAGUCAGGGAGCAGGGUGAUCAGCUUAAAUGUCCUUUGCACAGAGUGCAGAGUACCAACUUAUGUGCCACUCGAGAUGGAAAAGACCUACAAAGUGCUUUUACCUUCUUUCCUUGCCAAUGGCGGUGAUGGAUAUUACAUGCUAAAGGGAGACUCAAGUAACCACAGCAGUGGUAACCUUGAUAUUUCCAUUGUUGAAGACUACAUCAAAAGAAUGGGAAAGGUUUUUCCAGCAGUGGAAGGUCGUGUGAUGUUUUCGGCUGGGACUUUAUUCCAAGCACAUCUCAUUUUGACCUGGGGAUUAUGCAUUUCACUUUUAUAUUUCAUUCUUUAAUUUCAAACUUAUUUCAGACUCUUUGGUCCACACUUAGUUCAUGCACUCUCGGAAGCCAGCAUGUAAAUUCUUGGAGUGGCUGGAAUCCUUUGAGGUUUACUACAUACGGUUUGCAUAUGGUUUAUGUAUAUAAUGUGUAUAUAUGUAACAUUGUCAAUUUUUUUUAAAAGCAAUUUAAAUGAUCCAAAAAGGCAAAUGAUUAUCAUCUGGGGAACAUUCACAAAUGGCAGAGAUAUAAAUCGCAGAUUUUCAUUUGUAUCUGAAUAUCAGCACAAAGCAUGGUUGGAGAAUUCCAACCAGGUUACACAUGAAAAGUGGCCAGUGACAGUAAAUGGUGUUAUGCAACAAUUUCUGUAAAAUCUGUUUAAUAAAAAGAGCAUUCUUUCAUUUUUGGUUCUGUACAUGAUCUUCAGUUAAUGCAAAAGUCAUCAUGAAUGAAGUCUGAAUAAUCUUUCAAAGUCAUGUUCUGCAUUUUUCCUCAGCGAAAAUUAUUCAGAAGAACAAAUAAUGGGAUUUUCCUGAGAUUCAAUAAACAAUAGGCUUUAAUCAA
Messenger RNA from Thamnophis sirtalis, 1217 nucleotides. Lineage: Eukaryota; Metazoa; Chordata; Lepidosauria; Squamata; Natricidae. The record is from RefSeq and is a predicted model, not a curated record.